AAACACUUUUUUACUUUUUCAUCUCUCGGAUCGUUCGGACGUGCUACGCGGUCUCGUCUGUGUGUGUGAGGUAGUGUGCGUGAGCGGAGCGGCGAAAAAGCACAAUUGAAAUUAAAUCGAGUCGUUAUCUGUGGAUUCGGCGGAUACAAUACAAUAUCGUAUCGUUAUCUAUUUACAAACAAAUCGACGUGGAUUAAUAAAAUGCCGCACACGAAUGCUUAAAGCGGCCUAUCUGUGUGUGUGUACGUGUGUGUCUAUGUCUUUGUGUGUUUCACUCUCUCUUUGAAAUAGUAAACAAAUUGCGUAUAAAGUUUACAGCAAAGUAAAAGACAAACAAAAAUAUUUAUAUAAAACAAAGUAUAUUCUGCAGUGCGUGUAAAAUAUUUCGAAAAGUAGCCGCAAAAAGGCAGCGGCGUCGACGUCAGCAGAGCGCGGGCUGCAAGUGUGUUGGUGAGGCGUAUAUACAUACAUACCAACGCAUAAGUGCAUAUAUAAGGUGGUACAUAAGCAGUGUAAUUAAUUAAGUGAAAUCCAAAUAGUUUUGUGCAUGCGAAAUUGGAAAAAUCGAGAGGAGUUCCGCAGCAGCAGCGCAGCGGCAGAGGCGCCACCGACUAACGGAUUUUCACACGCGGUUGAUCAACAUACAGAAUCACGACGACGCGACGAGCGAAAAUGGCCAAAAUGGAGGUCGACGAUGUGGUCGACUUGAGUUUGGGGUCCGGUCGUGACCCGGCGUUGACCAUAACGCCGGCUCCGCCGCCGGCGGCGCUCAGUAAUCGGGAUCUGCGUGCGCUGACAGCCAACAAUGCUGGCCUGACCAUCACUCCGUCAGCAUCGCCGGCGACCAAUAAUGGCACCACCUCCAAUAGCAGUAACACAAACUCCAACAGCAGCAGCACCACCACCACCACCAACAACAACAACAACAGUAGCAGUAACACCAAUAGCUCCAGCGCAAACAACAAUAACAACAACAACAGCAUUAACGCCAGUGAUGGUGUCACAGGUGCGACAAGUGGAUCCAUAGGCGGCGGUCAGGAUGAGAACAAGGUUCAGCGGAGAGUACUGCGACCACGAACCGAACCCAAAUCCUAUGCCGAGGCCCCAGACAUUGUGUUACUACCCGCUCGCACAAAUGGCCGUCAGCAGAAUGGAAACAUCGAUUCGGAGACGGAUGACGAGGAGAUGCCCCCGUAUGUGCCCAUCAAGGAGCUGAGCCAUGCAGAGCUCAAGGAGCGCGAGAAGAGUCUGAGGAAGCUGCGGCAGGAUCUGCGCAAUGAGGAGACCAAACUGAUGCUGCUCAAGAAACUCAAGCAGUCGCAGCAGGUGAUGAAGGAGAAUCUGGUGGUGACGCCGACCAGCGUAUCGCCCAACAAUCCGCUAUCGGCGAUACCCGCCGCUCUCACCUCGAAGGGAUCGCUGAGUGUGACGCCCACGUCGGCGGUACCCCUGCCCGCCCACAGCAAGGGCAGCAGGAGCAGUUUGAGCGGCAGCGGCGGACCGGCAGUGAGCAUAAGCGCCACCAACAGUCGAACGGGCAGCUCGAGUUCAGCGGCGGCGGCUGCUUCGGCAAUUGCAGCGGCCGCCAUGAGCGGCCAACAUCGCAGCGGUAGCAACUCCAUACUGCCGCCGCCACGAUCAUCGCUGCCCGCUGGUGCCACCUUGGCCGCCGGCACUACCAUCACGCCCGCCACCUCCUCAUCGCACCGCUCGAGCAAUUUGCCGCCGCGCACCAACCUGCCGAAUCUCACCAUCACGCCAUCGGUGACCAUCACGCCCACAUCGGCACCGCCCUCCAGUCUGAAACCACGCAAUGUACCUGGGACCAUAAGCAAUUCUGUUUCCAUCACGCCGGCGCUACCACUGUCCCAAUCGCAUCAGAAUCAGCACAACGAUCAGAAGAAUGAUCGCUCCACGCCAAGAGAAGAUGCCCAGACACCAGCUCAAAGACAGGCGGCGGCUAAAAUGGCGCUACGCAAGCAGCUGGAAAAGACGCUGCUUCAGAUUCCGCCACCAAAGCCACCACCGCCAGAGAUGCACUUCAUUCCCAAUCCCAGCAACACGGAUUUUGUGUAUCUUCUUGGUUUGGAAACCGUUGUGGAUUAUCUGACCGUCAACAAGAAGGCCAAUGCUGUGGCAGCACCAUUCCGUUGUGCCCAGUGCAAGAUUGAUUUUACACCCGUGUGGAAGUGGGAGAAACAGACCAACAAAGAUCCCAAAGUGAUUUGCGAGCAGUGCGUCACCUCGAAUGUGAAGAAGGCACUCAAGGCGGAGCACACCAACCGACUGAAACAGGCAUUCGUUAAGGCGCUGCAGCAGGAGCAGGAGAUCGAACAGCGUUUGGCCAGCCAGAGCAGUCCAUCGCCGGUGGACAACCAUGGAUCGAGUGGCGGCGGCAAUUCGCUGUCUGUCUCCGCGGUGUCUAGCAAUUCCUCAUCGUCGCAUAUGCAGCGGGAACGGGAACAGCUGCAGGCGUCGCAUGCAUCGGCGGCUGCUGCACUUGUCAAUCUGCCGCCGUCGGUGACAGUGAUACCCACCAAAUGCCAGACGCCGACGCCAGCGACACCGCGUCCAACGCCACCGCCACCACAAAGUCAAGCCACACCACCGCCGUCAUCUGGAGGAUCGCGAUCCUCGCGAGCGGCGGCCACCGCCGCUGCAGCAGCUAUUGCCGCUCAGCAGGCGGGUAUCCUUAGUCCUGGGCCGUCGCCAGCGCAUCACCAUGAGCCGACUACAUCCUCGAGAUCCUCCCGCAACGAUCGACUCGAUCAUCACCAUCAGUCGCAGCAGCAACAGCAGCGCGAUCAGCGGGAAAGAGAUCAGCAGCAGCGGGAUCAGCAGUCGCAACAGCAGGCCCAAAACUACGACAAAUACUCGGCGGCCACCCUGGCGGCGGCUGCUCAUCUGAGUGCUCUUGGCGGCAUGGGCGGAUUGAAUAUCAAUAGCUUGGCCAGUCUAGGCAACCUUGGCAAUUUGGGCAACCUCAGCCAGCUGGGCAAUCUGGCUGCGCUGGGAGGAUUGGGUAAUUUUGGCGGAGCAUCGACGGGUUCGGCUAAUCCGGCGGCAGGACUGAGCGGUUCCUCGCCAGCUGCUACGGCGGCAGCCAUGCAGGCGUUCCAGCAGCAGCUCUUUAGAGCUUUGGGACAAGGACUUGGUGGCAAUCCGCAGCAUAUGAUGCAGUUCGCACCGCUUUUGUACUCUUACCAAAUGGCCAUGGCGCAGGCGGCACAAGUGGCAGGUGAGAUGACAAUGGCCUUAACUGGGAAAUUCAUAACUGGCUACCAGGAAUGCGACUCAGUCACCUUCAACAAUAACAACAAGAAGAGCAGCUCGUCCUCCGGAUCGGCGAAGAAUUCCAGCAGCUCGAACAGCAUGGCGGAAGUUCAGCGGGCGGCGGAGCUGCAGCGCCAAUAUCUACUGGAGAUGAUACCGCCCCAGCAGCAAAGUGGGGCCAGUGGCAGUCGGCAGAACAACUGGAAGGCCUAAAAGGCAUCCACCUAACGUAGAUAACAAUUGACAGACAGAAACGUAAAACAAACAGAACAGAGCAGCAGUAACAACUAUUAUUAUGAUGGUUUUCUUGAUUAGGUAAUUUUAUAAUUUUAACAAAACGCAAGCAACAACAAAAAAAAAACAAACAAUUUAUAAGAAACCAACAUCAAAUAUACACGUAACUAUUAAUUAUGCUACUUGUAAACAAUAAUUAUACAUAAUUAUACAAAACGGAUGAAAGCAAAACAGAGCCGAUCUAAACAUAAUUGUUAGUAGUUUCCCUUUUUGUUACACCACUGCAUUACAUAUUUUAAUUAAUUUGCCAGCCAGAAUAUAGCAGCCGAUAAAUGAAUGCAAACUUUUAAGCUCCUAGUAAUUGAAUAUUAAAUAUGAAUAAUAUUGAAUCCUAGCCAGUAAGAAGAUUGCCCCGUUUUUCUAGGGGCGCACACCACACACACACAAACACACACAAACCAUUCAACCAACAAAUCCCCACCCCGCCCUAAAAACCUUUUUUGUAAUUGUUAACCUUUUUUGGGAGUCCCAAUUGGGAUUGCUGAACUGCAUGGCUCCCUUUUUUGGUCUUAUUCAACAAUUUUGUCGUACAAUUCGUUUAGUUCUUAGCAUCGUGAAUAAAUCUAUAAAUAUAAAUAUUAUAUUUUUUAAUCAAUUUUAAGCAUAUGCAUAGUAUUAGUUGUAAACAAAUUUUUAGGGUACAAUAAAUUACAGAAAACAAUUAAACCAAUUCUUGCAUUGCCGGAGAGCCAGCCACAAACUUAACACAUAAUUCACAUUUCAUUACUCAUUUCCGAUAUCAAAUCCUCCACAUGCCUUAUCCAUGUUACAGCUCCGAUACGAAGUUAGUACUGUUAUUUAGUUGAGACCGCGAGGGAUCCAGCAACCUUAUAUACCAUAUACCAUAAAUCAUAAUACCAUAUGAUACCAUGAUCGUCGCCUAGGACUGUUUCUUUCAUUUUGUUCCACUUUAAAUGCAAAAAUAACAGAGAAACAUCGAAAACUUAAAGCUAAAAAGAUAUGAUAAUUUGUACAUAUAUUUGACAGAUGAGGUAUUCAUCUUCGGUAAACCGAAAUCUAUAUACUCUUCCCAUUAGAACCGAACAGAACAGAGCAGAACUUCAGGUUUUCGAUCCUCCAUUGAAGAUAUGAAUAUAAUAUUGACUGAAUAUUAGCAUAUACACAGAUUAGUAGGAAUCUAGCAGAAGCAGAGGCUUGCAUAAAUCCCUAAACAUACGAGGUAAAAUAAUAUAUAUAUAUAUACAUAUAUAUAUUUUUGAUUUAUCGGACGGCAGUAAAGUAGGUUUACAUUCAGGCGAAUCAUUCGGAACACAAACCAAAUUCACUUUGGGCAUGCGAAAUCAAAAUGUGAUCAAAAAAAUAUGAAAUUACAAAAACGUAAGAAAACGAGAAUAAUGAGAAAACAAUUAAACGGAAACAAGCAGAUGAGAAAUUCACAAUUAUUGUAAGCUAAAUACAAAUAAAAAUAAAAAAAUAACUACAAAUGCAUUGUAAUUCAGUCGGCAUCAGUUUCAGUGUGUAUGUGUGUUUGAAAUUCUAUGCUAAAUGUAAAACAGUAUAAGAAUAUAACAGUUUUUAAACC
Molecule: messenger RNA, 5110 nt
Organism: Drosophila melanogaster (fruit fly)
Lineage: Eukaryota; Metazoa; Arthropoda; Insecta; Diptera; Drosophilidae
Gene: simj
Product: simjang
Exons: 9
Coding region: 673-3486 (937 amino acids)
Biological process (GO): negative regulation of transcription by RNA polymerase II
Cellular component (GO): nucleus
Source: RefSeq, marked reviewed